Messenger RNA from Nyctereutes procyonoides (raccoon dog), 6596 nucleotides. RefSeq names its product centrosomal protein 164 (gene CEP164). The record is from RefSeq and is a predicted model, not a curated record. Gene Ontology annotation, molecular function: protein binding. The transcript has 33 exons. The coding region runs from base 156 to 4622 and encodes 1488 amino acids. NCBI's taxonomy places the organism in Eukaryota, Metazoa, Chordata, Mammalia, Carnivora, Canidae.
CACUCGGCUUCCGGGACUCCUCGUUCGGCUGUCCCGGCGGGCCCCUCCGCGCGCUCCGCAGGCCUGGGCUGGGUGAUUUCGCCCCUGCAAGUUCAGGGACCCGUCUGUGCAACCACGGGGUCUUUGGGACCUAGGUGUUCGAGCCCAGACCAAUCAUGGCCGGAAGACCCGUCCGCAUCGGCGACCAGCUGGUUCUAGAGGAAGAUUAUGAUGAGACCUACAUCCCUAGUGAGCAAGAAAUUCUUGAAUUUGCCAGAGAGAUUGGUAUUGAUCCCAUCAAGGAACCAGAACUGAUGUGGCUGGCGCGGGAGGGUAUCGUGGCCCCGCUGCCCGUGGAGUGGAAGCCCUGCCAGGACAUCACAGGUGAUAUUUACUAUUUCAACUUUGCCAACGGGCAGUCCAUGUGGGACCAUCCAUGUGAUGAGCACUAUCGGAACUUGGUGAUUCAAGAGCGGGGGAAGCUGUCAACUCCUGCAGCCAUCAAGAAGAAAGACAAGAAAAAGAAAAAGGAAAAGAAAGACAAGAAGGACAAAGAGACCUCCAAAAGCCCACUGGUCCUGGGCUCCUCAUUAGCUGCAGUCCACGUCCCUCCUGGGGGCCUGGCUCCCUUACGAGGCCUUGUGGAUGUCCCGGCCUCUGCUCUUCGAGGAUCUCAAAAUGUGAACCUGGAGAGCUCAGUGGAGUCUGGUCAGCUCGGAGAAGUCACACUGCCUUCACAGGGUCUCAAGACUUCUGCUUAUUUAAAGGGUCUCUUGGGUUCCAUCAAUGAGGACAAGAAUGCUCUCAGCCUCUUGGCUUUAGGGGAGGAGACCAAUGAGGAGGAUGAGGCAGAGAGUGACAAUCAGAGUGUCCGCAGUUCAAGCGAACUUCUUAAGAACCUACACCUGGACAUUGGGGCACUGGGGGCUGACUUUGAGUAUGAGGAGUCUCCAAGAACAAGCCAACCAGAGGAGAAGAAGGACACUUCUCUGGAUUCAGAUGCUGCCAGGCCCCCCACUCCCGGCAAGCUCUUCAGCCAGGGUGCAGACAACAGUCUGAGCAGCAGUGAUGGCACAGGGCAGCAGGGAAGAGGGGCGAGUGCUUGGCAUCUGGAAAAAGAAAAGGAUGAGAAGAGUGAUCCUGGGAUGUCCAGGAGUGGGGUGGACCCUGGGGGUGGUCAGCCUGCCAAAGCCAACAAAAAGGAGGUACCAGAGAACCCAGUGGAUGCAGGAGAGGAAGGUUCCAGGAACAGAGAGGCAGAGGAGCCCAAGGAGGAGGCUUCUGUUUGGAAAGAGAGCCAAUCACAGGCGAGCCAGGAGUCGGAGAUUAGUGAGCACAUGAAGGAGCUGCAGCUUUCAGACUCCGCUGCUUCUGACCCCAAGCCCUUCCUGGGCCUGGACUUUGGUUUCCGCAGCCGGAUAUCGGAGCAACUGCUGGAUGUUGAUGUGCUUUCCCCAGUCCUGGAUGGAGCCUGCUGGGAGGCCCAGAGGCUGGGGAGAGAAGACAAGGAUGGCAGCCAGUCCAGCCAAGAUGAGCUGCAGAACAAGCAGUCCAGAGGCUCAGAGAGGUUGUCUCCUCCACUUUUGCCUGGGAGGUGGCUCCAGAGUCCCCUUCACAGCCAGGCCACCGAAGAAGGGCCUCCUCAAGCCUCUGAGGGGCAGUCUGAGCAGGAGCAGAAGCGGGCAGAGGAGCCUGGGGAGGACUCUGCAGGCAGCCUGGUCCUGCCCAGUUCCCUUCAGAGGGAGGAGACUUCAAGCCCACCUGCUGCCCAGGAGAGGGGCAAGGAACAGCGCUCUGGGGCCAUGGAGCUGGGCCCUGGGCAGGAAGAGGCCCAGGAGCUUGAGAAGCAGGUGGCGGCCAGCCCUGCCCCACCAGUCUCUCCAGAGCUAGAGAAGAGGGCAUGCCCAGCCAUGGCAGGCCACUUGGGGAAGGACCAGGGUGUGUCAGGAGACAGAAGAGUCAAGAAGGGAGAGCAUGGCACAGAGACUUUAUUGGGGUUUCCGUGGGAAGGAAUGGAUGAGGCAGGACAAUCUACAGAGCCUGCAGCUCCCCCAGAGCAGGGUUCGCUGAAGGCCAUGGAAGAGGCCAUGGCUCAAGAACUGGAGCAAGACUGGAGGCGGCUUCUGGAAUCGAAGCAAGAGAAGAUGCAGCAGUUGCGGGAGAAGCUGUGGCAGGAGGAGGAAGAGGAGAUCCUCCAGCUUCACCAGCAGAAAGAGAAGGCUCUCAGUUCCCUGAAGGAGCAGCUGCAGAAAGCCACUGAGGAAGAGGAGAGUCAGAUGAGGGAGGAGGAGAGCCAGAGGCUGUCCCAGCUCCGGGCCCAGGUGCGGUCCAGUGCAGAGGCAGAUGAGGGCCGACUCAGGGCCGAGCAGGAGGCUUCCCUGCAGAAGCUGAGAGAAGAAUUGGAGUCUCUCCAGAAGGCUGAGAGGGCCAGCUUGGAACAGAGGAGCAGACAGAUGCUGGAGCAGCUCAAGGAAGAGAUGGAGGCCUCGGAGAAGAGAGAGCAGGCUGCCUUGAACGCUGAGAAGGAGGCAGCUUUGCGGCAGCUCAGGGAGCAGCUGCAGGGGGAGAGGAAAGAAGCGGUGGCAGCCCUGGAGAGGGAGCACAGAGCUGAGCUGGACCGGCUCUCUUCCUCGCUGGAGGCCAAGCACAGAGAGGUUGUCUCCAGCCUCCAGAAGAAGAUAGAGGAAGCUCAGCAGAAAGAGGAGACCCAGCUGCAGGGGCGUCUCAGUCGGGUGGAGCAGAGGGCUCAGCAGAAGGUUCACCAGGUCCUCCAGUAUGAGCAAGAGCUCAGUGGCCUCCUGCGGGAGAAGCGCCAGGAGGUGGAGAGGGAACACGAGAGGAAGCUGGACAAGAUGAAGGAGGAGCACCAGCAGGUGGUGGCUGAAGCCAGAGAGCAGUAUGAAGCCGAGGAGAGGAAGCAGCGGACAGAACUCCUGGGCCACCUGACCAGGGAGCUGGAGCGCCUGCGAAAGUCACACGAGCGAGAAUUGGAGGCCGUGAGGCAGACACAGGACAGGCAGCUUGAGGACUUGCGGCGUCGGCACUGGGAGCAGGAAAGGAAACUCCAAGAUUUGGAGGUAGAACUUGAAACCAGAACCAAAGAUGUCAAGGCCAAAUUGGCUCAGCUGGAUCUCCAGGAGGAGACUGCCCGAAGGGAGCAGCAGCAGCUCCUUGAUGUGCAGAGGCAGGUUGCGCUAAAGAGCGAGGAGGCCACGGCCAACCAUCAGCACUUGGAGGAGGCAAAGAAGGAGCACACCCACCUGCUGGAGUCCAACCAACAGCUCCGGAAACUUCUCGAUGAACUUCGGGCCCACAAAUUGGAGCUGGAGUCCCAGGUAGAUGCGCUGCAGACCCAGAGUCAGAGGCUACAGAAGCAAGUCAGCGACCUGGAGGCUGAAGCCCAGAGGAAGCAGGACAUACUGAAAGAGCUGGCAGCUAAGGAGAGUAACGCUUCUGCACAGUGUGAGCUGGAUCUUCGCAUUGAGGACCUGAGGAAAUCCUUUGGGACAAACCAGACCAAAGAGGUAUCCUCUACUCUCUCCCAGAGCAAGGAGGAGACCAACUUGUCCUUGGACAGUGUCCGACACUACCUCUCUGCUGAGGGCAUAGCGCUCCGUAGUGCCAAGGAGUUCCUGGUGCAGCAGACACGCUCCAUGCGGAGGCGGCAGACGGCCCUGAAGGCCGCGCAGGAGCACUGGCGCCAGGAGCUGGCCAGUGCUCAGGAGGCCACCCAGGAUCCCCCAAGCGCCAAGGCCCUGGAAGAUGUGCGCAAGGACCUGGAGGAGGAGACCAGGCAUCUGGAUGAGAUGAGGUCAGCCAUGCAGAAGGGCCAUGACCUGCUGAGGAAGAAGGAGGAGAAGCUCAUUCAGCUGGAGUCCUCUCUUCAGGAAGAGGCUUCAGAAGAGGACACUCUGAGAAGAGCCCCCACCAAGAAGGUGGUGACUUUUGACCUCAGCGACAUGGAAGACAUGAGCAGCACCAGCUCUGAGGCCUGCUCCCUGCCUCACAUCAACCUGACCACCAGUGCCGCCUUCCCCAACGAGUUCCACUAUUUGAGCAAUUCCCUGCAUCAGAUCAGCAGCCAACUGAAUGGUGUCCUCAGCAUGCUGGGCAGUCUCAACCCGCAGCUGCCACCACCGCUCUUCACUGCUACACCGGUGCACACCCUGGCCCGGGACCCCAGGAGUGCCCCCACGCCCACCUGCCCCUCCUUGGCCCGGGUCUCAGCCUCACCGCUGGGUAGGCCUACAUCCACCCAGUGGGCCUGGGACCCCGGGUUGGGCCCCAGGCUCUCCUCCUCUGUGACUCAGACAGUGGACGACUUCCUGGUGGAGAAGUGGCGCAAGUAUUUUCCAACUGGAGUUCCGUUCCUCAGCAGCAACCCUGCCCCACUGGAGAACAGGCUGGGUUAUGUGUCUGCCAGUGAGCAGCUGCGCCUCCUGCAGCGGUCCCAGGCCCACGGCCCCGGGGUGGGCAGCCCUGACUUUCAGAGCAUGAUCGAGGCCAACCGCAAGUGGCUAGAACAUUACAGGAAUGACCCCACGCUACAGCUGUUCUCUUCAGUGCCCAAGCCAGCGGCUGGCUCCAGACUCCUGCAGCUGGGCCUGGAUGAGCACAACACACUGAAGGUGUAUCACUACUAGGGCCCCGACCUCUCCCGCGCCCGGACCAAGUGCCUGAGGAGCUGCCUGCGCUCUGUUCCUUCUGAGCGAGCGUUCUCCUGCCCCAGGUGCCCUAUUUGCUGCCUGCCCCAGUCAGAGGAACCAUGGAGGCCAGGGCUGGGUGGAAAGGAUGGUGCCACUGAACACUGUAAGCUGCCCCUCUGAGCCCACAUGUAUCACGCUGAAGAAUGUGGACUUCUGGGAACUCCCACCUGGAUGAGGCAGCAUUGACAUGGGGUGAUGGAGACCCGGGAGCCUUCAGGAGGGAGGACAUGGUAUUAGGAGUUGCCUCCCAAGGCCAAGGGCCUCCCGUUGGAGCUGAGUUGAUCCCCUGGACCUGCAGGGGGCUCCAUGCUUAGUGCUCCUGCAGUGAUGUGCAUAUGGUCCUUAAUUCAUAGAACAAAGCCCCCCAGCAUGUCUGUACCCUGGGGGACCAGGCUUUAAUACCUCAGCCUCAGACAGACCCUUUUCUUUCUUUUUUCGAGUCUCCUUAUUGAGCAUUCUAUCUCAGGAUUGGGCCCAGAGCUCAUACAGAGGUUGCUGGUAGUUGGCCCCCAGAAGCUCUGCUGCCUCUCCUCCCUCUGCUGGCUCUGUGCUUUCCUCAGGGGCACCCCCUUCCCUUCCCUUGGGCUCCUCCCUGGAGCCUCCCCCCGGCCCCCAAGUCUCAGGUUGCAAGCAUACAACUUUCAAGAAGCCAACAAGCCCUAGGAAAAGCCUGGGAUGGCUUUGGGUCCUCAUCUUAGUUUUGUCUUUCUGGGCCGCCACGGAGAAGGGGGGGUUCUUGUUUCCACCCCUCUAGCAUCCGUCCUCAGAGCUGGUAGGUCGGUUCUGAAGGCAGCACCUGGCACCGGCAGUGGGGAUCUUGUGCCAGGUCGAGCCGCUGCCAUUCUGGCACGGCUCCCCGCAGUCCCGCUUCCCAUCAGAGGGCUCCUCGAGGGGCUGCAGGCCAUGUUCUCGGACAUCUGUCCCAUUGUUUAAAUAAAAUGUCCCCGUAUUUGUCUCAAAAGCUAUGGGUUGCCCUCGCCUCUCCACUGCAUACAAACCAAGUCUCUGCCAGCCUCUCACUCAGUUCUUUGUCCGGAACUAAGAAACUUUUUACCUCCCUCCCCCUCCACCCCCACCCCUUAGGCAUCAGUCUACCAUAGAGAAAAAAAGUCCAUUUUGUUAUUUGGCUCAUGCUGUGUGCUUUGGGGCUAGCUCAUGUGUUACAACCAACUCUGGUGACAAUCCUGUGUUUUCUACAGCAAUUAAAUCCCUGCAGGUCCAUUUGCCACAAGGCAGCUGUGUGAAUGUGUCUCCUCCUCUUUGAAGGCCCUGGCCUCCUUCCUCUUAAGAAUAAAGGAAGGAAAAAUUAACAUUCUCAAACCCCUUCCUAGGUGGUCUAAUCUACUCACAACAAGCCUGUAAUACAGGUGUGGGGAGGAAAACCCAGGGGCUCAGAGACCUGCAGGUCCCGAAGGAAGUAGCCUAGUUUCUGCCACAUGAGAGCCCUUGGCCUCUCAUCUGUGCCCCCAGAGCUGCCUGUCCCUGCUGCGUGGAAACCUCAGGAAGCACUGAUAUUCUUCAUUCCCCGCCCCACUCUGCCACCUACCAGCUGGAGACUCACCGUGCCAUCUCCCAGACUACUCGGCAUCGUUUUCUGCAUGUACACAAAUGAAAGCCAAGCCCCCUGAAGCCCUAAGCUGGCAAAGUUAGGUGGGUUUUGUUUUCUGCUCCAGUGGUGUGAGCAGCCAACAUAGUUUUGGAUUUAUAGCAACAGAAUUGCUAGGAGAACCAACCCAGGUGGCUGUGUUUCACAGAUUUGCAUGAGACAACCACUUCAAACAUACAGCUUAAUGGAGCCUCCUCUGUGUCCCAGUGUCCUACCUGCUCUGAUGAAGGGAGGGAGGAGAGAUGCUAACAUUGGUCGAACCUUCCGUGUGCAGGUGCCUUUCAAAUAUUACCUAAUUUAACCCA